Messenger RNA from Caenorhabditis remanei, 912 nucleotides. RefSeq lists its product as uncharacterized. NCBI's taxonomy places the organism in Eukaryota, Metazoa, Nematoda, Chromadorea, Rhabditida, Rhabditidae. The record is from RefSeq and is a predicted model, not a curated record. Gene Ontology annotation, molecular function: protein binding. The transcript has 4 exons. The coding region runs from base 1 to 912 and encodes 303 amino acids.
AUGAAAAUUUUCAAUUUUCCCUGUUUGAUUCAACGAGAGAUUUUCGAACAACUCCAUCCAUCAGAACUACUAUUCCUUUCAUUCUGCUCAGCUAGAACUAAACAAUUGAUAAAAGGAGCCAGAAGUCAACAGUGUGAAAUAAUAUUUGAUGUACAAAGAAAAAACAAUAUAAUGUUUCAUAUUCAUAACGGAAAACCAAAUAGCAAAUGCUCUGUGCUCAACAUUUUGAACGAACCAUUUUUCCCAAGAAAAGGUGAUUUGAAUAUUAUAAAAUUGCCAAAUAACUUGGGAAUAUACUGCAAAGGUUCUUGGGAGUCUGAACACUUGACUGAUUAUGAUGAGAUACGAAUUCAACUGCAAACUUCCUUGAAACCGAAUAUGAUCAAGAAGAGUAAAUUAACUGGAGAAAUUCCUCCUUUGUUUUUUACCGAUCACUCGGAUCAGGAACUAUGUAUUGCUGAAAAUCUUUAUCGUCGUAAUGCAAUGAGUGGUGAUGAUCCAAUACUCAGUAUAAAUAAUAUUUAUGUGAAAAACAUUUGUUGUCGAGUACAACGAAUGCUACUCUUUUUCAAAGGAGAACAUGCAUUCUUGGAAACUGACAUGUACGAUCCUUUCAUGAUCAACAUGUUCCUGAAAUUUUGGGCGGAAAAAACUGAUGACAAGUUGCAAUCAAUGAUAGUUUACAUGUCAAAUCAAAAAGAUUGGGAACUCAACAUUUUUUCGAAUAUGGAAAAGGUGUCCUUGAAGAGGGAUAGUAUCUACCCUUAUAAUUCUUUAAUCAAAGAACACUAUGAAUUCUCCGCCGACACAUUCGACUGUUCCACUGGAUUUGAAGUUAAGAGGGCUGAUGGAAGAAUUGGCACAGUCAAAAAGACGACAAACUAUUUCAUGUUUUUCGUAUGGAAUGAUUAA